AGACGCCAGCGUGGAUCCGUCUCUUCCUUACUCGUCAUGAGCUUUCUUCUCUUUGUCAUCACAAAUCGCAAUAGCGAGAAUGAGGCAACGCGCGUGCAGUACGUCGACGCUAUGAAGUCUAUGGAGAACCAGUUAUCCAACUUCUCGGCUUGGAUCAAUAGUACGGAAUCUAACUUCACGAUGGCGACCAAACCUAUUGGAUUGAACACACUCCUCCCAUCCUUGAUAAAUCUCCCUGGAACGCUUGAUCCUGCUCUAGAGGCUUACUAUAGCAAUAUAACCGGAUACUUCCAUGGCAAGGCGUUGAUUCAUAACCUCACUGCCCCGGACUUGCCUCCUUGGAAGACAGCAGCGGACACAUUUAUGGCUGGCAGUAACGCUUCGGCACUUGCUGAAAACAUCGGCACUUGGAACUGGGCGGCAUCGACUAAGGUUGGACUCAGUGUCACGGACAAUUUACCUGCGAGCAAAACAGAAAUAUACGGCCGCGAUCCUAGUCAGGUCUCUCGAGACAUAGCCAUAGUUCACGGCAGGAUCGAACUCACGGAUACUGCGUCUGGAGAAGAUUUGAGCCUAUUCUAUGAAGGCGUCCACUUCGUUCAGAACGGAUCAAUCUAUGGGCUAGCCGACUCCACAGGGAAGCAUCCCGAUAUGCGUCUCCUCCCUGCUCUCGUCCCCGCCACGCAUGUCAACGACACUGCACUAGUCAUAGAGGUCGAGCUCGCCUCUCGUAUAUCUCGCAUCAAGGACCUGAUCGAUUCCGGUAAUUUGGAUGCGGAUUCUCCGUCUGAUUCGGAGUCCGCACCGAAAUCGUCGUGCAAUCUCUAUCUCUUCGGCCAGGUUGCCGCUAUACCCAUUCCCGAGGUUGCUCUUCGCGAGGUGGAAGCGGAAAACCAAAAGCCUACCGGAGCCAGUGUUGCUAGAGCGCCAGCAAUGCAUAUUGAUGGCGUACUCAUCAGUAAGGAUUGCGGUUUUGCGAUGGAGUUCCAAGCGGAUGGCAUUAGUACCAGGAAGUGGUAUCGCAAAGUCACCACCUACGCGGGUGCAUCUGCUAUGAUGUAUCUCAUCAUACUCAUCCUUCUUUCGCGUCAAGUGCAACGCAGUCGAACGCCAGCAGGCAUCGCUCGUGUCUCCCGUUGGCCUUUCCUCUCACAGGCCGUCGUAGAUUCCGUGGCAUUCGCAGGGCACAUCACCUUUUCGCUAUUGACAGAUGGAAGGGCGUCGGUAUCGUUAUUUGCGCCUGCUUUCCUAGCAUUUGCGCUCUUCGUGGCAGAAACGCAAUUUGCUUUGUUGGUUUAUCAAAUACAAGCACCCGAGGAUGCGGCUGCGACAGUUGCGACACCGAUACCGACAGCUCGCACCACUGCACCGCCUUCCGUCACUCCUCCCGUCGAGGGGGCACCUGCGGGCGAAGUGCCUGCUACCCCCACCACCAACAACAAUCCAACUUCAAUACUACUACCUUCCUUCCUUGGCCCCUACCUCAACUACGUUCGCACAGAUCCCCAGGCCCGUCUAUGGCUAAUCAUGGCUGUCCUGCUGCUCGUCAUUGUUCACACCAUCCUUGCCCCCAGUCUUGCGUUUUUCUUCACUGGAACCAUGUACACCUUUUUCUGGCUGCCGUUGAUCGUGCGCUCUGCCAGGAGAGGCAGGACAAGCGGCAUUUCCAUGGAGUAUCUCGUCGGCACUACAGCUUGUCGAUUAGCAAUCGCGUUAUACUUCUUGGCGUGCCCGGACAACGUUCUGGAGGUCGAACCAAGGCCGUGGAUAUGGGCUAUAGCGACGAUUGUCUGCCUUGAAUUAGUUGUUCUUACAUUGCAAGAAAUAUGGGGGCCGUCUUUCUUCCUCCCGAAAUCCAUGGCUGUUUCACCCGCGUACGACUAUCACCCACCCAUGCUGCUCCCUGAUGCCGAGGCGCCUGAGAAAUCUCUGGGAGAUUGUUCAAUCUGCAUGGACGCCAUUCUCAUCAGCGACUCGUCUAGCGGACAGACAUCGGCGGCCAAGCCAGGAGACGAACGAGAUGGCUUGGUCCGGCGGGCGGUAGGCGGGAGGAAGCAUUACAGUUUGGCGCCGUGUCACCAUCUCUUCCAUACGGCAUGUUUGGAACAGUGGCUGGCAAUUAAGAAUAUUUGCCCCCAAUGCCGGAGGCCAUUGCCGCCAUUAUAGCUCGUUUCAGCCGGACGUACAUACACUUUUCUCACAAUCU
Molecule: messenger RNA, 2206 nt
Organism: Punctularia strigosozonata HHB-11173 SS5
Lineage: Eukaryota; Fungi; Basidiomycota; Agaricomycetes; Corticiales; Punctulariaceae
Exons: 15
Coding region: 37-2166 (709 amino acids)
Source: RefSeq, a predicted model, not a curated record